Penicillium expansum is the source of this 2085-nucleotide messenger RNA. RefSeq names its product aromatic amino acid ammonia-lyase. Gene Ontology annotation, cellular component: cytoplasm. Gene Ontology annotation, biological process: L-phenylalanine catabolic process. Bases 1 to 2085 code for a protein of 694 amino acids. The transcript has a single exon. Gene Ontology annotation, molecular function: ammonia-lyase activity. The record is from RefSeq and is a predicted model, not a curated record. Lineage: Eukaryota; Fungi; Ascomycota; Eurotiomycetes; Eurotiales; Aspergillaceae.
AUGAGCGCAACACUUCAACUCUUAGGACUCGUGCGUGAUUUGAGGAACAAGAAGCAAAACAUUGUUCUCAACGGCAAGAACCUCGACAUUGCUUCCAUCGUGGCCGUCGCUCGUCAUGGAGUUAAGCCCACUAUUAGCACGGACGAGCUGCUCGCCAAGCGGCUUGAGACCUCCGUCGACACUCUAGCCGAUGUCAUUUCUCGUAAAUGUGUGAUCUACGGCGUCAACACUGGUUUUGGUGGCAGUGCUGACACAAGAACCAACGAACUCAUCGACCUACAGACUCAUCUGCUCCAAUUUAUCCAAAGCGGAAUCAUCACUGCCGCUGACAAGGAUCCAGGUAGUAACUCAGAGAGGGAAUCAUCCCACGUCAUGCCUCUUCCCUGGGUUCGAGCCACCAUCGUUGCUCGAGCGAAUCAGAAUCUCAGGGGUCACAGUGCCAUCCGAAAGUGCGUGCUCAAGAGCCUGAUUGACCUACUGCACAACGGCAUUACUCCCCUAAUUCCAAUUAGGGGUACCAUUUCUGCAUCUGGAGAUCUUAUGCCUAUGGCUUAUAUUGCUGGAGCAAUCAUGGGCAACCCAGAUGUCUUUGUCCAGAUGGGCAAGGGCGCACAAGCCAUAGUGAUGCCUUCGUCUGAGGCCUUGGAGCUGAGCGGGCUUUUCCCGUCAGGACUCGGCCCGAAGGAGGGACUUGGGCUAAUCAAUGGAACUGCUCCUUCCGUGGCGUUGGCAAGCUUGGCAUUGUAUGACACGCAGCAGCUUGCGCUGUUGUCUCAAAUGUUGACGGCUUUCGCUUCCGAGUGUUUAGCCGGAAAUGUAGAGUGGGCUCAUCCCUUUAUUCAUGCCACUCGACCCCACGCUGGCCAGAUUGAGGUGACAAGCAAUAUCCGGCGCUUCCUGAAGGGCUCCAAGUUUGUUGUUGGCUUGGAGUCACAAAAGGCAUCGGGCGACGGACUCUGCCAAGAUCGAUAUUCGACACGAACAGCGCCUCAAUGGAUUGGACCUUAUGUUGAAGACCUUCUGUUAGCGCAACAUCAGCUGGAAGUGGAGCUCAACUCCACAUCAGAUAACCCCCUGGUGGACACAAGCAAGCAAGACGAUGGUUCUAGCGGAAAAGUGUACUCCGGUGGAAAUUUUCAAGCAGCUGCCGUCACGUCGGCUAUGGAUAAGGCUCGUUUGGCGAUUCAGAUGAUAGGACGAAUGCUUUGGUCCCAGGUCACUGAGAUGAUCAACCCUGCUACAAAUAAUGGACUCGAGGCUAACCUUAAUGCCACCGCACAAGAGAACUUCACUAUGAAGGGAAUUGACAUCAACAUGUCAGCAUACAUGUCUGAGUUGGCAGCCCUGGCACAUCCAGUCUCUGCUCAUGUCAUGUCAGCCGAGAUGCAUAAUCAGGGUAUCAACUCUCUGGCGCUGAUUUCAGCUCGACGCACUCUGGAGGCUGCAGAUCUAUUGGCACAUAUGAGUGCCUGUCAUAUCUAUGUCUCAUGCCAGGGUGUCGAGAUCCGGGCAAACCAUGAACGAUUCCUUUUGAAACUCCGCACCAAGAUGGAGGACUCCACCGCAAGCGGAGCUUUGUAUGGACUCGGAUUGAAGGGUUCGCAGAUUGAGACACUAUCCGCGUCACUCCUCCCCAUUGUCCAGUCGAGCUGGUACCGCGCAAACUCCAAUACUUGGAAAGACCGUGUCUUGUCUGUAGUUGAUGCCGUUAUGUUGUCGGUCAACGUAUUUGUGGCCACUAACAACCCGGAUUGCUCAGUUUCAACAAUCAUUGCCUUCAAGAAGCAUUUUCGGGGUGUUGUGUCCAGCACAGCAGAGGAAAUGUUUUAUCCCGGUCCGACUAUUUCCCCUGAGGAGGUUACCACACAGCUUGGCAGGGGGACUGCACAAAUCUAUACAUGGGUGCGCUCGAAGUUGAACAUCCCGAUGAACUGUGGCCUCCAAGACGAUCCGCUGUAUAACGCCCAGCAGGGCCUUCCCACAAAGGGCAAAAGGAGUAUUGGAAGCUUGGUAAGCAUGGUAUAUGAGAGAUUGCUUAAGGGUGAAAUGAUGGGUACAAUUCUAGAGGGCUGGAUGCAGGACUAG